Miniopterus natalensis is the source of this 1083-nucleotide messenger RNA. RefSeq names its product leukotriene B4 receptor (gene LTB4R). The record is from RefSeq and is a predicted model, not a curated record. NCBI's taxonomy places the organism in Eukaryota, Metazoa, Chordata, Mammalia, Chiroptera, Miniopteridae. Gene Ontology annotation, cellular component: plasma membrane. Gene Ontology annotation, biological process: inflammatory response; complement receptor mediated signaling pathway; phospholipase C-activating G protein-coupled receptor signaling pathway. Gene Ontology annotation, molecular function: complement receptor activity; leukotriene receptor activity.
ACCCCUUGGACCCUUACCCUCAUACACAUGUACCUCACCCUCCAGAUCCUUGCCAUGGCCACGAACACUACAUCUUCUGCAGCACCCUCCUCGCUAGGGGUCAUGACUAUCACCCUACUGUCAGUGGCUCUGGCUGUGGGACUCCCGGGCAACAGUUUUGUGGUGUGGAGCAUCCUGGUAAAGAUGCGAAAGCGCUCUGUCACUGCGCUGCUGGUGCUGCACUUGGCCCUGGCUGACUUGGCCGUAUUGCUCACCGCCCCCUUUUUCCUCCACUCUGUGGCCCGAGGCACCUGGACCUUUGGCGUGGCCGCCUGCCGCCUGUUUCACUAUGUCUGCGGAGUCAGCAUGUACGCCAGCGUCCUGCUCAUCACGGCCAUGAGUCUGGACCGCUCGCUGGCCGUGGCCCGCCCCUUCGUGUCCCAGAAGCUGCGCACCAAGGCUGUUGCCUGGUGGCUGCUGGCAGGCAUCUGGGUAGGGUCAGUGCUGCUGGCCACGCCCGUCAUCGUCUACCGCACCGUGAUACAGACCAACGAAAGCCUGGUCUGCUUCCCAAAAUACGACGGCUUGAGACAAAAGGCCUUCCACCUGCUCUUCGAGGCAAUCACCGGCUUCCUGCUGCCCUUCCUGGCCGUGGUGGCCAGCUACUCCGACAUCGGGCGCCGGCUGCGCGCCGCGCUUCCNNCCCGGCGCUUCCGCCGCAGCCGCCGCACCGGCCGCCUGGUGGCGCUCAUCAUCCUCACCUUCGCCGCGUUCUGGCUGCCGUACCACGCGGUGAACUUGAUCGAGGCCGGGCGCGCGCUGGCGGGCAAGACCGCCGCGUCGGGGCCGGCGGCGCGCAGAGUGCUGAUCGCGCUGGCCUUCCUGAGCAGCAGCGUGAACCCCGUGCUGUACGCGUGCGCCGGGGGCAGCCUGCUGCGCUUGGCCGGCGUGGGCUUCGUCGCCAAGCUCUUGGAAGGCACCGGCUCGGAGGCGUCCAGCACCCGGCGCGGGGGCACCCUGGGCCAGACGUUGAAGGGCGCCCCGGCACCCCCUGAGCCUGGCCCAGCCGAGAGCCUCACUGUUUCCACCAACCCUCUCCAGUGA